This is a messenger RNA of Pseudopodoces humilis (Tibetan ground-tit), 2035 nucleotides long. RefSeq names its product primase and DNA directed polymerase (gene PRIMPOL). Lineage: Eukaryota; Metazoa; Chordata; Aves; Passeriformes; Paridae. Gene Ontology annotation, cellular component: nucleus; mitochondrial matrix. Gene Ontology annotation, biological process: mitochondrial DNA replication; error-prone translesion synthesis; replication fork processing. The record is from RefSeq and is a predicted model, not a curated record. Gene Ontology annotation, molecular function: DNA-directed DNA polymerase activity; chromatin binding.
CUCUGCCGUGCCGUGCCGUGCCGUGCCGGCGGAGCCCGCUGGGCCGGGCCGAUGGCGGGCCAUUUGAACCACCGCUCCCUGUGGGCUCUGAGCGCUGAGCCGGGAGAAAUGAAGAGAAAAUGGCAAGAAAGACUGAAGAAACUGGAAGAUCUAGCAUCUCACUACGAAAGAAAUCCUCUUCCUACAGUUUAUAAACCAAGACUGUCCAAGCCCUCUAUGCCAUCUUCUGUUUGGAAAAUAUUUUCUCGACAGGCUGAAGCUUUUAGUUAUGUAAAAACCUGCAAAGAGGAUGUUCACGUGUUUGCUUUGGAAAAAAACACCCAGAAUGGACAGAGGUUUUACCUUGUGACAACAUAUAAAGAGCUUUGGUUUUAUUAUACCAAAGGUUGCAAAACAAGUCUUAUGCAUUGCUAUGAAGUAAUUCCUGCAAAAGAUGCUUGCAAACUUUAUUUUGAUUUGGAGUUUUACAAACCAGCGAAUCCUGAUGCAGAUGGCAAGAGUAUGGUCAAGAAGUUAAUUGAGCUUGUCAGCCAAAAAUUAAAACAACUUUAUGAUGUAAAUUGUUCAUCAAAAGAUGUCUUGAACUUGGAUUCCAGUACUGAAGAAAAAUUUAGUCGGCACUUAAUAUUUCUACCCCAAAAGACAGUAUUUAAGGAUAAUGCUCAUGUUGCUGUUGAAGAUGAUUCUAAAGACUGGCCAGCCGCUGCUCAUGAAACAAAGGAUAUGGAAAUGCCACACCAGGGAGAAAAUUUGGAUUUUUCCUUCCUAAUAGUAAACAAUAAAGAAGGCAACAAGCAGCUUUUUGUGGAUCUAGGUGUUUAUACAAAGAAUAGAAAUUUCCGGAUGUAUAAGUCAUCAAAAGCAGGAAAAAAUGUGAUUCUGAAGAUAGCAGAGGAUAAUAAGUUUAUCCCCAAGUGUGAAAAGGAUGUUUCCUUGGAAGAAGCAUAUUUUCUUUCCUCUUUAAUCUGCAACAUUGGAGAAAGUAAUGACAUAAAAGUUCUGUCAUCUGGCUUUUCAGAGGAGGAGAGAAAAAUAUCUGCUUUUUUAAACAGUAAAACUAACAGAAGCAGCAGAGAUCCCAUGGAAGGUUACCAGGAGGGUUCGCCAUACCCAGAAAUUGAUAAUUUUGUUCGUUCUUUGGUUAAUAAAGAUGGGCUACAAGGAGGGAUACGACAAUGGAGUUACUUCUCUCUCAAAGAACUACUUAUUUAUGAUAUUUCUGGUUACCGUUGGUGUGAAAAUAUCGGAAGAGCUCACAAGAGUAACAAUAUAAUGAUUCUGGUAGAUCUAAAGAAUGAAGUCUGGUAUCAAAAGUGUCAUGAUCCUGUCUGCAGAGAACAGAACUUCAAAUCACAAAGUUUUCCAUUACCGCCUGGGAUAUGCCUCCAAACGCUUUUCAAAGAGGAAGAAGAGUCCAUGCUAAUGGAUGACAGGAGGAACACAGAAGGAAAAGUAAAUCCACAUUCUAGUGCAUCAGACUUGUCAAAAAGCUCAGUAUCUCCAGAGAACAGCUGGUCUCAAGACUUCCUGUUUUCAGAGAGUGAGUGGGAAAACACAAGUGAUGAUGCCUGUUUCCAAGAAGCUGCUGAAGAUGUGGAACUAGCUGAAGCUGCAGAUGAUAGUCUGAAUCAUGCCAUGGAAGAAAUCCCAGAUGAAGUUCUUCUGGAAGCUUUAAGGAAAGAAGAUCUCUACACUAAAGAAGGCAGCUAAGCACAGGCCUGGCCAGCAAUGAAUGACACUUGUGUGGCGCUGGUGUGAAAGGUCCUGCAGGGUAGUUCACAAGCACCACUCCAGAGCUGUAGGAUGAAGAAUGGAGUGCCUGGGUGAACUUCAGCAGGCCUGAGGAGAUCAUAGAAGAUUACGUGGGGGGCUGAAGAGAACUAGACUAAAAACUCAUCAUGAAUGCUGCUCCAAGCUUAGCACUUUUAGCACUCUUUGCUGUACAGUUUCUAUUAGUUUUAUGUCCAAGUUUUAUUGAGAAGCCAACAAAACAGACUUCUUAUUUCCAUAUAUGAGAUGAAGUAAUAUAUUUCAA